Molecule: messenger RNA, 938 nt
Organism: Daktulosphaira vitifoliae (grape phylloxera)
Lineage: Eukaryota; Metazoa; Arthropoda; Insecta; Hemiptera; Phylloxeridae
Exons: 5
Coding region: 110-787 (225 amino acids)
Biological process (GO): sensory perception of smell
Molecular function (GO): odorant binding
Source: RefSeq, a predicted model, not a curated record
AAGACGUUAACAGAUGCUAGUACUAUUUAAUAUACUGUACAUUUUGUGUCAAUAACUUUAUGAUAUACUAUAUUCUGUUUACGCAUUAUAUCAAAUUUACAUUAUAACAAUGAAUGUGUUUGCUUCCACAGCAACCUUUUUGGUCGCUUUGGUUGCCGUACAGGGUUCAGAUCCAUGUAAUAUAUCCACUUGUUACACGGGUGUCACUAAAACUCAAACGUCCACUACACGUUUACCAGUAUCGUCUACAACAUACGCUAAAGAUCACACACAUGGGUCAACUAGCAAUGUAACUUUAAAUAACACCUCUACUUGGACUACAAAAAAAAUUAGUGGUACUGAACCCACAACUAAAAAGAGUUUGAAUGUUAAUAUUACGACUUCUAAACCCAAGUUGACUGAUGGACAUUUGGCGUUAAAACAGAAAUUGAACACCAUUGCAGUAAAAUGCAAAGAUGAAUUACGAGCACCCCAGGAAAUAAUGGCAUUAGUAAGCAACACAGUUCUCCCACAGAACGAGCAGCAGAGAUGUUAUUUGGAAUGUUUAUAUAAAAAUCUGAACUUAAUAAAGAAUAAUAAAUUUAGUGUAGCAGAUGGUAAAAUGUUGGCACAAAUAAGAUUUACUAAUCAACCUGAUGAAUUAAAAAAAGCGAUAUCUAUUAUUGAAAUAUGUGAAAAGGAAGCAAUUAUUGAUCCAAAAUCCACUGAAAAAUGUGUAGCAGGUCGAGUAAUUAGACAAUGUUUUGUCAAAAAUGGAGAAAAGAUAAACUUUUUCCCGAAAGCCUGAGAACAGUUUUAUAAAAUGAGAAUGAAGAAAAAUAUGGAGCAAAGGCAUAUUAAGAAGAGGCAAAUUGAAGUAUUACAAAUUUCUUGUAAUAUAUAUAUAUACACUGAUAUGAAUAAAAAUCAAAACAUUUUUAUGUUUGGUUAUAUAUAAA